Moneuplotes crassus is the source of this 1111-nucleotide messenger RNA. NCBI's taxonomy places the organism in Eukaryota, Ciliophora, Spirotrichea, Euplotida, Euplotidae. The record is from the annotation of a GenBank genome assembly.
CAAUAUGGACUUAAAUCAAGAUCUUAGAGUAAAGAGAAUGAAGAAGAAAGCAAGAUUUGUUAGGCUAAAUCCAACUCAAGACCUACUUUCGAUAAAAUCCUAAUUCUAAGACCAGAAACAAUCGUUUUUCACCUAUCUCCUCAUCCUUCUUCGUAACCCCAUCACCUUCGCGGCCUAAUCUCUCACCGACCAUUACUGCAUGCCCUUUAAAGCCCCUUGCUCAGCCUAAAAAUGAUCCAAAAUCUCCUCCAAAACUGAAAAAUUACAGGAAAUUUAAUGUAAAUCUCCACAUACCUAAGCAAAUGGUUCCAAAAUGGGGCUAUUGCCAGAAUCUGGUCAAUAGAAACCCAUUGCAUUGCUCCAUUGGGUUCUCCAGAAUUGGCAAGGACUUAUACAACGAGUACGCUAGCCAAGACCUUAAAGAAACGAAGGAUAAUAUCAAAGUUUUAAAAGCAAAAUAAAGCUAAAGGGAAAUAUUUUGAAACUCCUGUGAUUAAGCUAGUCAAGCACCCCAAGCUAGAAGCUAACACUGGGGUAAAUAUCGUUACUGGAGAUCAGUUCAAGUGAACUUUUGAGGAGAAGCCUAGUUUGAGUCAUCCGAAAGAGAGUAAAAAGGACUUAGAAAAGCCAGUUACGUUCUGAAAUACCUCUUUGUCACACUUGCUUAAGUACCCUUCAAAGAAAAAGCCGAAUUUCAAUCUGUCUUCAGAGAAUGAGCCUAUAUUUCACAAGACAACUAAGAUCCAGAAUUACACCUUCAAGCAUGACAAAUAUCGAUCGAAUCUCGAAUGAGAUUUUAACUUGAGCUAUUUCUCAGAGAACAGUCACAAAGAUUCUGGGUGUAAAGAGAGGUCUAGACAUAAGUACAAGAACACAGGAAGGGUAAUCAAGCCAAGACUUGUGAACCAUAACAAAAAUUUAUUCAUUCAGGCACCUAAACGAGGGAAAGGGAGGCAGAAGUAUGAAAGAAAAGAUACCAAAACUCCAUUAAACAGAACUAUGAAGUUUAGUUUCCUACCUAAAUCUGUACUUGAGAGUGAAGUUAUGCAACAAAAUAGCCAGAAUAUUAAUUUUGAGAGAUUCAUUAAAAAAUCCUAGAAUCAACUUAGAA